CGACUCGCUGGUCACAAGGACAUGUUUGAGCCAGUAAUGUUACACAGCAACAAUAAUCUGACGUGUAACGUUUCUUGAUAUUUCGGUCCGAUUUCGACAUAUUUUUGCAAUAAUGACAACUUACUUCAGAGAAAAAGUACAUAACUGAGAAAUUAAGAAAAUGUGUAAAAAUAAUUUAUUCUAGUACAUAUUAUACAAAUUGUUACUUGUACUGUUGUAGUGCUACUAUUUUUAGGCCUAUCACAUCAUGAACUUUUUGAAGUUGAAUUGUAUGAGUGUAUCUGAAGACGAGUUACGAACUUGCACGUGUCGCUAAACUAGUACUAUUUCAGCUUCAAGUUUGCUGUUUGUACUAGUUAAGUCUGAAUUUAUAUUGGACUUGGAGUGGCUGGACCCAAAAGUUGAAAAAUUCAGUGUUCCUGCAACAUUCACAUUGUACAGAGCAAUUCCAAGUAGGAACUAUUCAACAAACGUUAUUGAAACAAUACAGCAGAGACCAGAAAAAUAUUAAUAAAUCUUCGGACUGUGCCCAGACCACUCUCAAGAUGGAAUUUGAUGAUUACGAGAUCUUACCUUCCAAUAAUGCAGCGAUUCACAUGAUGGCAGGAGCUGCAGCUGGAAUUAUGGAGCACUGCAUUAUUUAUCCAUUAGACUCGGUGAAGACGAGGAUGCAGAGCCUUCAACCAAACCCUAAGGCAACCUACCACUCAUUGACAGACGGUUUGUGCAAAAUGGUCAGGUAUGAGGGAGUUUUUCGUCCUGUUCGAGGAAUGACUGCCGUAGUUUGUGGAGCAGGGCCUGCUCAUGCUCUGUACUUUUCUUGUUAUGAAAAAAUGAAGCGGGUUUUCAGUGGUACAGAAACUGGAGCCCAUAGUCCAAUUUCUCAAGGAGCUGCUGGUUGCUUAGCAACAUUGGUACAUGAUGCAGUAAUGACUCCAACAGAUGUUAUCAAGCAACGAAUGCAGAUGUUCUCUAGCCCAUACAGAAACACCGUUGACUGUAUGAGAAGAAUAUGGCAGAGAGAAGGUGUGUGGGCGUUCUACCGUAGUUACUCCACUCAGUUGACCAUGAACAUCCCAUUCCAAAGUAUCCACUUCAUGACGUACGAGUUCAUGCAAGACGUAACAAAUGAAAAACGGACGUACAAUCCCAAGGCUCACGUAGUGUCGGGGGCAGUUGCUGGAGCCUUUGCCGCCGCCAUCACCACCCCACUGGACGUGUGUAAGACUUUACUAAACACUCAAGAACGGGAAACUCUUCACGUGAUAAAAAAAUCCCACGUUAACGGCUUGUUUAAUGCGGCAAUGACCGUGUAUAAGUUCAAAGGUUUGAAAGGCUAUUUUCAAGGCUUACAGGCACGGGUAGUUUCACAAGUGCCCUCAACGGCAGUGGCAUGGUCAGUUUAUGAGUUUUUCAAAUAUGUGCUUCAAAGUAAACACGCUCUAACAGACCAAACUGUUGAUCACUCAAAUCCAACACCAUCGCAAGAAGAUCUCUUACCUACAUCUACAGGUGCUAUCGGUGCAGCUCCAACACCCCUGUGAAAGGUUACUGAAGUCAAGAGAAGCAGAAUGUCUAAGAGUGCAUCUAGAAAUUUUUGAAACAUCUUACAAAAACACUUCUGUUUGCCCAAUAGUAUUUUCUUUCAAAUUCAAUAAUGUUUUUUUUUUUUGACAUGAAAACAGCAUACAGCUUGUGAAAAGUCUAUUUUUCAAACAUACAAAAUUCUAAUUGUCCCUCCAAUUUCUUUUGUUGUGAUAUAGAGUACUGACCUUAAAAACUGGAUGCUAUUACCUUACCAAGAUUUUAACUUUAUAAAACUGAAUGUGUGCCUUUCAUGAUUGUCUGCCAAAACAGUAAAAGUAAGGCUUUUUUUACUGUUGUGAAGCUUGCUGGAUAACAUAAACCAAAUAGUAAAACCAAGACUGUUACAGUUGUACAACUUGCUAGAUAACAUCAACCAAACAGUAAAACCAAGACUUUUACAGUUGUACAACUUGCUAGAUAACACCAACCAAACAGUAAAACCAAGACUGUUACACUUAUACAACUUGCUAGAUAACACCAACCAAACAGUAAAAUCAAGACAGUUACAGUUGAACAACUUGCUAGAUAACACCAACCAAACAGUAAAAUCAAGACUGUUACAGUUGUACAACUUGCUAGAUAACAUCAGCCAUUUUACUGUUGUAAAUAAUCGUGUUAUCAGUAGACCAAAUUUUUGUUUCUUGUAAAAAAAAUAGGCUUCAUUAAUACUGUGAAGCCUUAAAAAAUAAUAUUAGCUGUACAGAAUGUGGAUAAUGAGCAAUAAUAAACAAAGCUAAUUUUUUUAAUUAUGAUUAUCUUUUACAGAGCUACAUAAAUUACUUUGAUAGUACGUAAUAAAACCUGGAAUUUUCCUUUAUUGGCAAACAUUAACGGCUACUUUUCCACACUGUGAAACUCCCCAGCUUUUCCCAUAGAAACCACCAUUUUGUCGACAUGGUGGUCAUAAACUAUGUCAAUUGACUCACAGGAUUGUUUUCAGUCAUUCCCAAGAACUGAAAUUAUUUGGGUUACUCAAAAGAAUAACUUAAAUUUAUUUAUUAGUUACACUAUAAAGUUUCUAUAAGCCAACGGUGUUCAUUAGUAGAAAUUUUUUGUUCCUUAACAGAACAACAUUCCUCUAUUUUAAAAAAAAAAAAAGUCAUACGUUAUCACGGAAAUAAAAUUAGCCUAUAAGAGAAAUAUUCAGUGUUUUUUUGAAAUUUAUCUCAAGUGUUA
Molecule: messenger RNA, 2763 nt
Organism: Limulus polyphemus (Atlantic horseshoe crab)
Lineage: Eukaryota; Metazoa; Arthropoda; Merostomata; Xiphosura; Limulidae
Gene: mfrn
Product: mitoferrin-2-like
Exons: 6
Coding region: 546-1544 (332 amino acids)
Biological process (GO): iron import into the mitochondrion
Cellular component (GO): mitochondrial membrane
Molecular function (GO): ferrous iron transmembrane transporter activity
Source: RefSeq, a predicted model, not a curated record